AUGUCUUCCUCAUCCUUCACCUCAGGAAAUUAUUACAGACGACGUAGGAAUACGGAAAGAGGAACGCCGAAAGAGUGUUGGUGUGGUGCACCAUCUGACAUUUUUACAUCUGGAAGCGAAACAAAUCCAAGAAGAUUGUACUAUUGCUGUGCAAAAGGAUAUCAUAAGAGUCAUUUAUUCAAAUGGGCGGAUGAGUGCUUCGUGGAAGAGGUUGAAGAUAUUAAGGCAGCGAUAAAUGGCAUGAAUAGAGACAUCUCGGAGUUGCGAGUUAACGUUGCUCGGUUGGCGAAUGGAAUGGAUGUUUCUGAUGUUAAAUCACGGGGUUACCCUCCAAGACUUUAUCCUGUAGGGUCUUCUAACCUAGAAAAUAAAGACAUUAAUCACAAUUUCCGUUCACGAGAUUUACCUCAUAUUAUAGAAACACUAGGAGAAGAUGUAUGGAAAGCACUGGUGAACUCUCCCAUUGGAGUAGUUGCUAGGCUAGUUGAACGCCGAAGCGUGUGGUCUGGUAGAACAGUACACUAUCUACUAUGUAGACAGCUGCGAGUACAUAGGAAGGAGAUAUGGAGUCUGGUGGUUGAUGAGCCUAUCAGGUUUAGCUUGGUAGAAUUUGGUGAGAUAACUGGGUUAAACACUGGUCCAUUGCCAACAGAAAGUUUUGAACCUGAUCCUGAUAAAUACAAACCGUUUUGGGCGAAGCUGAAGGUGUCGCUUGGGAGGGGACCCACGUUGGAUGAACUGAAGAACUCAAUAGAGGUCUGCCCGAGUUGGACAUUUGAAGAGCGUAAAUGGCUAGGGCUAUUAGUUCUUCAACACAUGGUACUUUAUUGUUUGCAUCAAAAUUCUCGGGUGCCAUUUGAAAGUGCCAAAAGAGUGUUUGACGAUGAAGCCAUGAAGUCGUAUCCAUGGGGUCGGACUGCAUACGAAGUUCUCAUUGACUCUAUUAAAACGUUGGCUCCAGACAGGGGGUCAUACACAUUAAGCGGCCUAAAGGAUGCGUUAUUGAUUUGGGCGUAUGAAUCCAUCGUCUGCUUUGGCGAGUGUUUUGGGAGAGUGGUGAAUAAUGAAGACGUUCCACUUUUACGAUGGGGUGGAAAGCGUACUCGUGCAAAUUUCGAAAACUUGUUGUCUGCCGAGAUAAAACAACAUAGCCAGGUGCGUGUUAGGAGAAUGGUUUCGAAGGAGUCAAUCGAAGAGUUGUUGCCUGAAUGGUCGUGUCAACCUGACGACCCACAACUCGUUAACUUGAUAACAGACAUACAUGCAGGUAGAUUUGUAAAAGGUUUUUGGGAAGUGCAUGGAAAUGCGGAGGGGAAGGGUAACGAGAAGAAGAAGAAAGCUGAGCCACCCAGUAAGAAGCAGAAUAAAGUUAAGACCAAUGAGGAUGAAGCUGCUGCAACGGGAAAGGGUUCAAGCGAAGAGGAAGGUAAUAAAGAUUCGGGGAACAACGCGAGUCUGAUGGCCAUUGCGAGUACUCUGGAUAAACUUUCCAGAAAAUUUGAUCUGAUGGACGCGCGAUUUAAAAAACCAUUGGUGGACCAGAAGUCGAUAGAUGACAUGGUGAAAGUUGCAGUGGAGGAGCGUCUGAAAGUUAUGGGGAUAGGAAAAAAUCCCCAAAACAAAGAAAACCUUUCGAACGUCGCCGCCGACCAACAACCUGAACCGUUGUCAUCACCGCAGCCUAAUACCCAGCAGAAGUUUGUCUGUAGUCCACUGUUAGCUGAAACCCCUGGAAAGGAUAUGGGACCUAGGAACAAUUUGUCCAACGAGCUUGAUAAGGAGAGAGGGAUGAAAAAAACUUUAGCUAAGGAGUUUGGAACACAUGCUGAGGAUGAGGGUGCUAAUGUUCUUGGUUUCCUAUAUGUUUCUCAUGCAAAGGCAACUAUGGCUGAAGAUUUACGUCGCCUCUCCAUGCGCAACCGUACUAUAAAGGAUGAAGAUGCAGAAGAUAAGAAAAAAGCAGUGCAAGCAGAGGCUGUGUUGAAGAAGAAGGAGAAAGCUGCCGCUAAGAGAAAAGCGGUUGCCUCAAUGAAGCAAAAACAGCCUGAGUUAAAGAAACCAAAACAGGCUGAGUUAAAGAAUCAAGAACAGGCUAAGUUAAUGAAUGAAGAACUGGCUGAGUUAAAGAAUCACGAAGCCGAUAAUAUAACUACACCGCGUGCCAAUGUAAAAAGAUGCAAGGUUGAAGAUUCUGUAGAGGACAGUGAAUUUGCUGUAAUGACCGACGAAGUUCUUGCGGAGGAGAAUGAAAUCUUGCCGGAGUCACCUAUGGCGAGUCAGGAAUUGAUUAGAUCUGCUAUAGUAAAGGAAUAUCGGGAGAAAAUGGUUAAAUUAUCUCCACAAGGGUUUGCAUUGUCUGAAGGUUCUUCAAGACCAGUUUUUCCGUACAUUGGAGACAAUGGAACGACGUGCAUGAGGAAUAAUGUUGAGCCUUCAGUAAUAUAUGACCCUCUAGCACCUUUUGAUCCGAUUGUAUUGGAUAAACUUAUGCAACACAUCUCGAGAAUUCCACCCAAACCACCAGCACCAACAAAGAAAAGAGUUGUAAGAUCCGCCGCUCGUGAGGGUGACUUCUAUAGCAUACUCAUCCUUGAAAGACCGUGGCCGCAUAGCCAAUAUGGAUGGUUGUUUGAUGAUUGGGUUGACGAUUACAAGCAGUUCAAGAUAAAACCUAAUAUGAUGAAGUUCACAGGGAAUGGUUAUGAAAAUCUUGUACACGGUAAGCUUCCCUGUAACUUUCAAACAAACUUGAAGUGGUAUGAACACGUGGAUCACUUGUACGGAUGUCUUCCAACCGGCGGUAAUCACUGGGUGGCAUUUCACGUGGAUCUGAAGAAGGUUAAGGUUGAUUGCUAUGAUUCAAUCAUUGGAGAGGUAACAGCCAAAAGUGCUUCGAAAAUACUUGAAGAGUUUAAACCGAUAACGCUUAUGCUUCCCGAUAUUUUGAAUCAAAACAUUCCUGCCAAUCUCCGAACCCCGAGUAGGAAGAAGUUCGCAUUCAGGAGGAUAAGCAAAAGGUACACUCCACAAAACACCCAGAUUGGCGAUUGUGGGGUGUAUGCGUUGAAGUUUGUGGAGUGUCUAGCGCUUGGUGUAAGUUUUGCUGGGAUAAACGAUAAAAAUAUUCAAGGUUUACGGUUGAAGAUGGCGGCAGAGAUCCUCGAUGAAGGAGGAAACAAGGCGUAG
This is a messenger RNA of Brassica rapa (field mustard), 3186 nucleotides long. RefSeq lists its product as uncharacterized. NCBI's taxonomy places the organism in Eukaryota, Viridiplantae, Streptophyta, Magnoliopsida, Brassicales, Brassicaceae. Gene Ontology annotation, biological process: proteolysis. Gene Ontology annotation, molecular function: cysteine-type peptidase activity. The record is from RefSeq and is a predicted model, not a curated record.